Messenger RNA from Microbotryum saponariae, 2984 nucleotides. The record is from the annotation of a GenBank genome assembly. Lineage: Eukaryota; Fungi; Basidiomycota; Microbotryomycetes; Microbotryales; Microbotryaceae.
AUGGGCCACCAUCACAACCACAACCUUCAUGCAGGCGCGGCUCAGGGCGCGGCCGGUGGUGCCGGUGCGAUUGCAACCACUUCUCGCGUCGGCCUCAUCGACUGCACCACCUGUGAAAGGCUCAUCCACUCGAUACUGCCUCUCGGCUGUUUGGGCCACGACUCGCAACACCACAAUGCGCACCCGCUCCCGCAUGGCUGCCCCGCUCCGAUCUCAGCCAACAGCACCAGCAGCAGCAGCAGCAGCGCGGGUCAUCUUGCCCGCCCUUCGCAACUGGGCGUCGGCGUGGUCUGCUGCGAACAGCCGGCGUGCUUCCCUGCGCCGUCGCUGCCUCAACAAAAUCGACGCUUGCUGGGAUUCCCUCUGACCUCGUCUGCAUCCUCGAGCGUAUCAGCUGCCACAGGCUCGUCCGAAUGUGACGCAACCUGCCUCGAAGGUCCGGGUACGCCAUGGUCGUCGACCUCGGCAUCUUCGUCGGCACUUUUGUUCGACGACUGCGAUCAAUGCCAGGCCGAUCCCACCGCGGCAUCAUCAUCGGCCAACUCGCCCCUCAUCAACUCCUUCUUGCCCGCUCAUCACCUCGACUGCUGUUCCUCUCUACUUGCACCACCACCACCAACCCCGAUCUCGAAUCUGGCUAGCUACUCGUGCUGCAGUUUCGAUGACUGCUUCGGCAUCUCCACGGCCGCAUCUAUCACCCCGACAUCAGACUGCCCCGAUUGCUUCACCCCUCUUGAUCAACAGCCACAAAACCAGCAGCACCACCAAUUGAACCAAGAUGCUAGCAAUUCCAGCUUUCUUGCCGAGCUCAUGAAGGGGCUCGAUGAGCAAGCGAUCCAAGAGAUCGUCAGUCUCCUUCUAGGUCCAAAGUCGGUGAAUUUUCGUGCGCAGCGCUGACAAUCUUUCCACCACAUCCCAUCACAGCUGCAUUGCUGCUGUUGCGCGCCCGAAAUUGAACAGAACCCGGCAGCUUGGGAUGUAUCUCAUCAUGACUCGCACAAGCACGCGGACGUCGAGCCUUCACGCGCCCUCCUCGAACUGAGCAGCACAGCCAAUCAAGACCACCCGUCGCACGAGCACAACCAUCAACAGCACGAGCACGAGCACGGGCAUCCCCAUCAGCAUGGCCCUGCGACCCGCUACGAUUGUGGUUGGCGCGAAUGCAAGGCAUCGUUCGACUCGUACGCGCUGCUGGUUGUUCAUGUCAAUACCUUGCACCUCGCUCCGCCGUCCAUGGCGAGACUCUCGGCGCCGACCGCUCCCCCUUCCUCCGUCUUGCGGCCCAAGGCUCGGGCACAUCGUCACGUUGACCACUCGUCGCACCCAUACAAUCACUGCGCUUCAAAAUCGACUCUUGCGCAUGAAUCAGCCGCCAAGGAGGAAAGUGCCUCGACCCCGGGUUCUCACGCCUGUCGAUGGAAGGAUUGCUCCGCGACUUUCCCUAGCUCGGCUGAACUCAUGUCGCACCUCUCGCUCGCGCACGUCGGCUCGGGCAAGUCGUCCUAUUCGUGCGAAUGGGAAGGCUGCUCACGCAACAAUCAAGGAGGUCGUCAAUUUUCGCAACGACAGAAAGUGAUGCGUCAUUUGCAGACGCACGCGCAGGACAAGCCGUUCGCGUGCAAUUUGUGCGAUCGCAAGUUUUCGGAGGCGCUUUCGUUGGCGCAGCACAAGAGGACUCAUACAGGUAGGUUCAGAGGUUUGUCCCUCUCUAUCUUGUUUCGAGCCUUGCCUUACCCUCUCAUUGCAUACUCAGGUGAACGACCUUACGAAUGCACGUGGGAACGCUGCGACAAAGCCUUUGCUUCCGCGUCGGCCUUGACUAUCCACAUGCGAACCCACACCGGUGAUCGCCCCUUCGUGUGCGAUUUCCCAGGCUGCAAAGCCGCGUUUGCCGAAUCCUCCAAUCUCGCCAAACAUGCUCGAACCCAUCGUGGCGAGAGAUUGCACCAGUGCCCUGAGUGCGAUAAGACUUUUUUGAGGAGCGAUCAGCUCGCGAGGCAUAUGAAGAUUCAUGAGAGGGAGGCGGCUGGUCAGAUCAGUGCUGGGAGUGGGAGUGGGGAGACUUCGGCGCAGAAUUCGGAUGUAGAAAUUUCGUUUGUUUGAGUAAUCCGACCACUGGUGAGGCAGGAUCUGUUCAUCUGCAGUGAGAGCGCGUGUCGUAUGUUUAGCGAGCCGUGUCGUUCGAGAGGAGAGUUCCCUGUGGGUCCGAGCUCAGAUGAUCCCCCACUUUCGAGCUCUCGGGAUCAGCCUUCGUCUCCUUUCUCGCGUUUGAUCAUCACCAGCCCGGCUCGUACUAGCCAAAGAGUGAGCACAGUAGCUUGGACAAACUCUGUAUGCCAUCCACUGACCACAAACAGCCACCCGUCCGCCAGUGGCCGCGCUGAGCACGACGCCGACCUCGGUCGACGAAGCGUACUACGUCCCCAACCUCAUCUCCAACAACAACUCGCUCUAUUAUGUCAAGUCGAGUGAGCGCCUGAGACCACCGCCGGAAUGAAACGACUGACCAAGCGCACACCAGCUAAUCACUCCCUCCGUGACCCUCCCUCCGUGUCUGCUCAGCCUCCGCCUCCAUCUCAGGUGCCACAGCCGGCGUCCUAGGCCUAACCAACACCUUUGGAUUCCUCUUCUACCUCAUCACCUCUACCCUCAUCGGCUCCCUCUUCCUCCUCACGAAAGGCACCGCAGGAGGAAAUGGUUAUUUCCCCGGCGAUCGUGUGUCGGCUUGGAGGACGGUCGUGCUAGGCGGCUUGCUGGAACAUGUGUUUCCUUAUAUCCUGUUUUGGACGCGUGAGUGGAAAGUGUUGACGGCUUGUUGAGAAUGAGUCGGUAGGAACUGAUGCUUGGGGUCCGGGGCGUGGUCUCGUUCUUUCGUCGGAGCAGUGUUUUACGCUCUCGUUCACAGUCAGUUUCCUUCGUCCCGUUCUACGAUGCGGACAACAGCACUCAUCGCCUUUCAUCUCAUCUUCACAGUUUACGACUAG